Molecule: messenger RNA, 4977 nt
Organism: Ostertagia ostertagi
Lineage: Eukaryota; Metazoa; Nematoda; Chromadorea; Rhabditida; Trichostrongylidae
Source: the annotation of a GenBank genome assembly
AUGAGCAUUCCAUGCCCUCCGCCACCUGGCGAGGAGCCCACGGCAUAUCAGAGCGGAUCUCAAGGCAAAAAGAUCCGCAUAGGAAUAUGUGCUAUGAAUCGCAAAGCGACGAGCAAGCCGAUGAGGGCUAUCAUGUCGAAAAUUGUCGAUUAUUAUAAGGAUUGGCUCGAGUACUUCAUUUUCCCCGAGUCCGUAAUAAUUCAUGAGCCAGUGGAUCGGUGGCCACUUUGCGAUUGCCUCAUCUCGUUUCAUUCCACCGAUUUUCCUUUACACAAGGCGAUUGAAUAUGUGAAGCUUCGAAAGCCAUAUGUUAUUAAUGAUCUCAAGAGACAGUAUGAUUUGCUAGACCGUCGGAAGGUGUUCCGCACGUUGGCCAAAGAAGGCAUUGAACAUCCUCGUCAUGGUGUUUUAAUGCGGAAGCGAUUCCAACGAAGGAAGUAUUUUUUUAAAUUCUGCGUUUUAGACGGAAUACUGGUAGAGCACAAUGACCAUAUCGAAGUGAAUGGCAUGGUGUUCAAUAAGCCGUUCGUCGAGAAACCCGUCUCAGCUGAGGACCAUAAUAUCUACAUCUACUAUCCGAGCUCAGUUGGUGGAGGGUCCCAACGAUUAUUUCCGAAAGCACAGCAGUGUGGAUUUCAGAUCAAUAAUCGAAGUAGUUGGUACUCUCCGGUGAGCGAAGUGCGGAAGGAUGGCUCUUACAUCUAUGAAGAUUUUAUACCGGCCGACGGGACAGACGUGAAGGUCUACGCCGUCGGUCCGUACUAUGCUCACGCUGAAGCUCGGAAAGCACCUGGUCUCGAUGGAAAAGUCGAGCGAGAUGCUGACGGUAAAGAAGUACGGUAUCCGGUAAUACUGAGCCACAAGGAGAAGAUGAUCGCUCGACGAGUGGUGCUGGCGUUUGGCCAAACCGUAUGCGGAUUCGAUUUACUGCGAGCCAACGGGAAGUCCUAUGUCUGUGAUGUCAACGGCUUUUCGUUUGUAAAGACGUCAACUAAGUAUUAUGAGGAUACAGCGAAAAUUCUUGGCAACACUAUUAUGCGUCGACUGGCGACAACGAUGAGUGUACGGAUACCAUACCAGUUGCCGGUUGGAGAGCAGGAAGCCCCGCCGUUGCUCGAUCUAGGCCUUGGAGAUGAUCCUCCGAUCGUAUCGACCCCGUCAGGAAAACUGAUGGAGUUGAGAUGCGUGUUAGCCGUCAUCGUGCAUGAUGAGCGGUUUUUCGCGCUCUUCAAAAAAUACGAUGGAUUCAAGAAAAACGAGAUCAAAAUGAAACGCCCGAAUCAGCUAAUGGAGGUGCUGGAGCUGGCCAGAGAGAUCCUUGCAGAGCACAUUGCGUUGCGUAACUCGCUGUUGACGUCGAUGGAGGCUUACGAAGACUCUGGAGAGGAAAGCCAACGCGUCGAACAUGAGCUGGAAGAAGUCGAGGAGGCGAUCAAACGCUGGGAUCAGAUGCGAGCCGUCCUUGAAAUGUAUGAUGAACAUCGUAGUGAGAGUGGAGAUUAUGAGGAGAGUGACACGGCGGGUACAAGUAGUUCGGCCGGUUUAGUAGAGUUUUCCAAUGAGGACAGGUUAGUAAUGGAGUGUCGGCUGGAUUCGGCCGGUGAAGAAUCGCACACCAGCGACGACAGCGAUAGGUCUGAUUAUUGCAGGUAUGGCCAUUUCUCGGGCAUAAAUCGCAAAGUACAGCUGAAAUAUCUGAAGGCUCGUGAAUUCCGUUCGGGUGAGAAUGAAGAGACGCAGCAACAGGGACCAGCGUUGAUGCUGAUACUCAAAUGGGGAGGCGAAUUGACGACAGCGGGUAAUCUUCAAGCCGAAGCGCUUGGAAAACUGUUCCGCACACUCUAUCCGGGAAUUCGUCGGGCCGAUGGAAAAAGUUCGCCUGAGGAUACACAGGGCCUCGGGUUUUUACGACUCCACUCCACCUACCGUCAUGAUCUCAAAAUAUACGCUUCUGAUGAAGGUCGUGUUCAGAUGACAGCUGCAGCUUUUGCAAAGGGCAUGCUUGCGCUGGAAGGAGAACUGACUCCGAUUUUGAUGCAAAUGGUCAAGUCGGCCAACACCGAUGGCCUGCUCGACGACGAUUGCCAUGCGAGAGAUUUCCAGUCUGAGCUCAAAGGAUAUCUUCAUCAAGCAUUACAGGUCGAUCGAGAUUGGACUCCGGAAGACUAUCAAGCGCUAAAUCCUGACGGUCUCAAGUCGAUCAAUAACGCGAUGGAGUUCAUUCGCAACCCCAAGAAGAUGUGUCAUGAAAUUGCCGGCUAUGUCCAACGAAUGUGUGAUAUCAUCAAUCACAACAAAUAUACCAAGCCACAUCGUACUCUCUACUUGAACGAAACGUGGGAUCUCGCGGAACGACGAUGGGGAAAGGAGCUGCGGGAAUUCAGACGAGAGAACAAAGGUGGCGAUGUGGAGUAUGACAUCUCAAAAAUCCCAGAUAUCUACGAUAAUAUAAAGUAUGACAUGGAACAUAAUCCUGAUCUUUGUGUCGACAAUGAAGGCGAAUUCGAAAGGAUGUAUGUAUGUGUAAAGAAUAUGGCUGAUAUUGUUGUACCGCAGGAAUACGGCAUUCGUAAGGAAAACAAAAUAUGUGUUGCUCAACGUGUUUGCACACCUUUGUUGAAGAAGAUCCGUAAUGAUCUACAUAGAUGUAUUGAGUGUUCUGAAGAGGACGAGAGUCAGACGAGGCUCGACCCGAGAGCUUCUGAGGGCAUUGCCACUCCACUUCGUCACGUACGUACCAGGCUGUAUUUCACCAGUGAAAGUCACAUUCACACUCUAAUGAAUCUCAUUCGAUACGGUGGACUUUGUUCCGUCGAUGACAAAAAAUGGCAACGUGCUAUGAACUUUCUUUCUGGUGUCACUGAAUUCAACUACAUGACACAGGUGGUCCUGAUGGUAUACGAGGAUAGUCGAACUGAUAGUACUGCAACUGGUACGGAGCGUUUCCAUAUUGAGCUCUUGUUCUCACCAGGACUGUAUCCAUGUUUCUUAACCGAGAAGGAGCGAAUCUAUGAAAAUCGGCUAAACAAAUCUAACGGAAUGACAAAGAGUCACUCACGAGAAGGGAAUUGCAACGGGUCGGUCUCACCCUCAUCAGCGGAGGUUGUCAAAGAGAAAAACGAAGAGCCUCAGCCGAUAUUCAUUUCUGUACCGGUGCCUGCAGACGAUGUGUCCGUAUCGAGUGCGAAUGAUGACCAGAAAGCAGCCGAAACGACUGGGUUGGUAAGCUCUUCGUCGAAAAUGCAUCAGCCCGAUUCUGAGGACGAUCUCAACGACGCGCAUUCAGUGAAUCUAGUCGCACUGGACGAAGUGAACACGAAGCAGUACCGUGGCGAUGUGGAGUAUGACAUCUCAAAAAUCCCAGAUAUCUACGAUAAUAUAAAGUAUGACAUGGAACAUAAUCCUGAUCUUUGUGUCGACAAUGAAGGCGAAUUCGAAAGGAUGUAUGUAUGUGUAAAGAAUAUGGCUGAUAUUGUUGUACCGCAGUGUUCUGAAGAGGACGAGAGUCAGACGAGGCUCGACCCAAGAGCUUCUGAGGGCAUUGCCACUCCACUUCGUCACGUACGUACCAGGCUGUAUUUCACCAGUGAAAGUCACAUUCACACUCUAAUGAAUCUCAUUCGAUACGGUGGACUUUGUUCCGUUGAUGACAAAAAAUGGCAACGUGCUAUGAACUUUCUCUCUGGUGUCACUGAAUUCAACUACAUGACACAGGUGGUCCUGAUGGUAUACGAGGAUAGUCGAACUGAUAGUACUGCAACUGGUACGGAGCGUUUCCAUAUUGAGCUCUUGUUCUCACCAGGACUGUAUCCAUGUUUCUUAACCGAGAAGGAGCGAAUCUAUGAAAAUCGGCUAAACAAAUCUAACGGAAUGACAAAGAGUCACUCACGAGAAGGGAAUUGCAACGGGUCGGUCUCACCCUCAUCAGCGGAGGUUGUCAAAGAGAAAAACGAAGAGCCUCAGCCGAUAUUCAUUUCUGUACCGGUACCUGCUGACGAUGUGUCCGUAUCGAGUGCGAAUGAUGACCAGAAAGCAGCCGAAACGACUGGGUUGGUAAGCUCUUCGUCGAAAAUGCAUCAGCCCGAUUCUGAGGACGAUCUCAACGACGCGCAUUCAGUGAAUCUAGUCGCACUGGACGAAGUGAACACGAAGCAGUACCCUGGAGAAGAAAAGAUUGGGAAGAGGCAAAGACAUGCAACUGGAGGAGAGAAAGCGAGCGAAGAAGGUGAUCUACCUAGGGAGGAUCUCACGUUAGAUUGGAAGCAAACCAACGGACUAAUGAAGAGUCCCAGUCAGGUCUCUGUCGGGGACGAGGAGUGUCAGGCAACUGUGGGCCAUGGGCGAGGCAAAUGGGCGAACGAGCUUGUGGAUGAAACAAGAAAAGCUAUGAAUAGCAUCACAGAGGUUGAAGAAAAGCAAAUGGAACGGAAGGACAGCACAUCUUUGCCAAACACGGAUCAUAGCAUUGUGGCCGACGAAAAAUCGCGUCGCUCACGAUUCCCGUAUAGAUUCAAACAUCAUACUGUGAAUCUACUAACAGGAGGUUCCGGUUCCGUCCAAAAUCGCCUAAUCAGUACCAAUGUCCUUAUGGGCAAAUGCGGCGGCGAUCAUUCGGAUAAAAAUCGUCGGCAGACAUACAUACCUAAUCCGGCCGUGAUGUCCACAGCAGUCAUUGCUAGAUCUUCUAGCGCCCCUCGUCUUCAGACGUACAAAGCUGAAGAUGAUAUCUCCGUAGGAGAAAUAAGACGCUUCUGGCCACCUCUACGAUCUCUGGAGACGCUACAUGACAGCCUGUCCUUCAUGGAAUUCGAUCGGUUCCUUACUCAUCUUCUCUCCACUCGUACUCCUCUUCCAUCGCCACCCAAAACCCCGUUGCUACUCACUCAUGAAGAUUCAGUCGAUGCAAACAUGAAAGGCAUACAAGAGGAAGUGGAACGGCUCAGAGCGCUUGGAAUCAACGACAAAAAGUUGCUCUAG